AUGUAUGUAACUAGGCCUCUUUCUAUGUACAGAAGAAAUCCUUCAGCUCUUUCAUUACCUCCUCCUGAAGGUCCAAAUUCUGGUGUAUUGAUCAUUCAAGAUGAAGAAGCUGAACCUACUUGUUGUUUUGGCUUGUGUAAGAGCGAUGAAGUCGAAGAUCUGCCUUUCCCUCAGAACAAGAAUCUAAAAGUUCGCUACUCCACAAGCCGAGGUGCUGGACAGAACCAUCAUAGUGAUGUUUCCAUUAACCGAGUUAUCUUCAUUCCCGUUCUUAAUCAGCCACUGUCUUCCAACAGGUACCAUGUGAUCGAGCGACGCGGGAGGCAUAAAGGGGAAGCGCACACAAAUGCGACGGAGGAGGACGUGGCAACGUGCUGUUUUGGCUGCUGUAUACCAGAUAUGGAACCGGAGUCUUUCAACCCUGUGGACUUAAACCAGCAAUUUGAGAUUCGCAGGAGAAACUGGGGUGGUUAUGUUGCUAAAUCGGUUGCUACAGAUGGCUUCCCUCCAUAUUUCUUAAGGAGAAAGGGUUGGAGUGUGUUAACCUCAACUGCAGAUGAUUUUGUGUUGAAUGAAGCAGCAGGCCUUGAUAGAAAUCUCCGUGCCCGCCUUCCGGAUUUCCAUUUUCCAUUAUCACAAAGAAGUUCUGCACCUGUUGUUGUAGGGAAGUGGUAUUGUCCUUUCAUUUUUAUCAAGGAAGGAAGACUGAAGGAUCAGAUGAGUAUUUCAAGGUAUUAUGCAAUGACACUGGAACAAAGAUGGGAACAAAUUUUCACAAGUGAAAAUAGUUCUAGUGAAGGCAACUCUGUAGUUGUAGACGCUGUUGUUCAAAGAGAAGUGGUUGCUGUUUCUGGUAGAGAAGUUGCGCCUAACGAAAGGAAUGUGGUUGAUGGGGUUAUGUGGUUUAGGAGUCCAAGCAAUGCUGGAGGAGAAGCAAGCGUGGGUUUGAGAUUAGAAAUUGUGGAGAGAAUGAAGUGGGAGCAAGAAAGAGCUGGAUGGCUCGGUGGUAAUGAGAGUUACGCUACGGUGAAGAGGGUGGAGGAGUUCGGAGGGACUGGUGGCUGGAAGAAAUUUGGAUGCUAUGCGUUGGUUGAGAGGUUUGUAUUGAGGAGAAUGAAUGGAAGCUUGGUGCUAACUUAUGACUUCAAGCACACUCAUCAAAUUAGGAGCAAAUGGGAAUGA
This is a messenger RNA of Dovyalis caffra, 1182 nucleotides long. The record is from the annotation of a GenBank genome assembly. Lineage: Eukaryota; Viridiplantae; Streptophyta; Magnoliopsida; Malpighiales; Salicaceae.